Entamoeba dispar SAW760 is the source of this 492-nucleotide messenger RNA. RefSeq lists its product as uncharacterized. Gene Ontology annotation, biological process: regulation of synaptonemal complex assembly. Lineage: Eukaryota; Evosea; Mastigamoebida; Endamoebidae. Bases 1 to 492 code for a protein of 163 amino acids. The record is from RefSeq and is a predicted model, not a curated record. The transcript has a single exon.
AUGGUUGGGAUGAGUUGUAUUGAAAAUGGAUAUAAAACAUAUGGAAUCAAAUGUUUAAAGAGUGGUAUGUCAAUGAUAUGUAAAAGAAAUGAAGUUGAUGGAGUUAGAUUAUCACGAAUUAUUCGAGAAAUAAUAAAUGAAAGUGAUGAUGAAGAAAUACUUGAUAUGAUAGAUAAAGCAAUAACAAUGAUUAAAAGCACAGACGGAAUAUACCCGAAAAAAGAAAUUGAGUGGUUAAUGGGAAUUAGUUGGAAUAAAGGAAAUAAAAGUAGAUAUAAACAAGAUAAUAGAAGAGCAAAAGAAUGGUAUAAUAAAGCAAUAACAUUAAGUGAAAAUAUAGAAAGAAGAGAUGAGAUUAUAGAAAAGAUGAAUAAAGAAUAUCAAAUAUUCAUAAAUGAAAUAAAUAAAUCAAGUAUUUUUAAUAAGUUACAACGUAUUAAAGAAAUAAUAAAGAUAAAAAUGAUAAGAAAAACAAAUAAACUAAAUAAAUGA